Molecule: messenger RNA, 11139 nt
Organism: Manduca sexta (tobacco hornworm)
Lineage: Eukaryota; Metazoa; Arthropoda; Insecta; Lepidoptera; Sphingidae
Product: oxysterol-binding protein-related protein 3
Exons: 25
Coding region: 344-6727 (2127 amino acids)
Cellular component (GO): cytosol; plasma membrane; intracellular membrane-bounded organelle
Molecular function (GO): cholesterol binding
Source: RefSeq, a predicted model, not a curated record
CCACUGAAGAUACAAUAUCAGUACUUCGCUCGAAAAUGGACGUGUUAUAAGUUGUGAAAAAAAAAUACAUCCAAGUGUAAAUAGUUUUUGAAUACAACCAAUUUGAAUUCUGUGUUGAAAUCAGUGUUCCAAAUUUAAAUAAGUGAAGAAAAAAAUGCGACGCUGCUAGUUCGAAAUUUAAAAAACGAACCUAAUUAGUUGAAUCAGCGAUUACAGAAUGGGGAAUUGGUGUUAAUAUUUGAGCGAUUAGAUGUAUUUAAUAUUACAUUAAAAAAACAUUUAGUAUUAAAUUUAAUAGUGGGCGGACGGGUUUGAUUAAGAAGUUAUUUAAUUGUGAUGUAAUAUGAAAUUGAAAAAUCCUCUAAACAUAUUUAGCAUAGGUGAUUUAAGAUGGUUGCUGGUAGAUGCGUGUAGCGGCAAGGAGAUGAAUCAGGGCGGUGUGAAGCAUGCCCCCGCCGACCAACCGCGUCUCGACAACAAACGCGAGCGUCGUCGCGGCGCGGCAGGUCGCGCGGCGGCGCUGCGGCGUGCGCCGUCCGACUCGGACUGCUCGGGCGAGACCGCGUCAUUGUCGGCGGAUAGCGGCGACCGCGUCCUCCGACCGCAGCCACAGCCUCCGCGCAGCGGCAAGUCGCGCAGUAGGAGACGCGGCAGUGAGUGGGAGGUGCUGGAGGGUCUGAAGGACGGGCAGCGGUUCGACAAGAGGCCCGACGUGUUCAACGGGUACCUGCACAAGAAGAGGAAAUGGCCUCUCAAAGGGUGGCACAAGCGUUUCUUCGUGGUGGACGGCGGUAUCCUCGUGUACGCGCGGUCGCCGACGGACGUGGCGCGCGGCCGCCUGCACGGCUCGGUGGACGUCGGCCUGUCCGUCAUCUCGGCUAAGGCGCGGCGCAGACGCAUCGACAUCGACGCCGACGAGUUCAUAUACCACCUGCGGGCCAAGACGCCUGACGUGUUCAGGACUUGGUUGAAUGUGCUGAAGGCUCACAGGUUGUACCGCCAGCACCUGCUGACCUUCGGCGCUCGUGAGUCGGUGCCGAAGAUACACGCGCCGCUAGACGACCUCCCACCGACGGACACGUCAUCACGUGCAUCCAAUACCAGUUCAGAAAUCUCAAGUAACAGCGAAGAUUAUGUCAAAUCUCACGCAAGUAAAGUCCAAAAUGUAUCCACAACUAACUCAAUCAUUCAGACACAACAAAAUAAUAUUUUAACCAAAGACAAUGAGAGUAAAAAGAACCGCACAAAGGGGAUCUGCUUGGAAAACUGUAUAACGAAAAAUUUCCAAAAUAAAUUCUACAAUAAGAGCUUAUGUUCCAUGAACUGUGCCAGAAGAUUGUUUGCUAAUAUCGACCCUAUUGGGUCAGCUGAUGUGUCAAAUGGAAGUACCGAAACGGAGAAACAAAUGCAUUCCACUGAGUUAGAUAAUAGUUCUUUUAAAUGUAACGAACCGGGUCAAAAUUCUGUACCGAUUUGCGAGACGACCCUAAAUUCUGAUAGUGCAUCGUUGAGAACUUUAAAAAGGAUCGGUGAUUAUAAAAUGUCAAAUAUUUCUCAAACAAAUGUCUUUAAAGAUACAAUUAAGAAAGAAAAGACGUCCAUAUUCACGCGUAAGGGUCGGCCGACGAACGCCUAUUUCUUGUUUACUCGUAAUAAAAUCUCUAGUCAAAUCACUGAAUCCCCAAUGAAACGAAGUAGAAAAUCCACGAACUUAAUAAAGUAUAAAAAUAUUAUCAAUGAACCACCGUUAAAGAAACCUCUGAGUAAAUGCAUGUUGUUGAAAAAAUAUAAAUUGAAAGCAUCGAAGCAAGUGGUAACGGAUAAGGGACAUAACAGAGCAGUAGCUUGUGAUCCUGUCUCUAAAGAAAAUAAUGAAAUACAAGUAAACAUUGAUAACAAAGCCAAUAAAAAACUUCAACAUGUAGCGACUGCGUCUGAUUACGACAGGAUAACAGAAAGACUGAUGGUUACUAUAUUUGAAAGACAUAACAGUACAGUCAAAGGUGACGAAGUUAAAUACUACGUGAAUCAAGUAGUGAGAGAUUUAUAUGAUGAUAAAACUAAUCAGGAAGAGCAUCCAGUCAAAGCAUUGUUUAAAAGCUUAUUGGAAUAUUGGUUGAAGCACACGUCGUUUGGCCAAAUUAAGGAGGCCAUGACGAAAGCUAAGUCAAUCGAAAAGCCGUCGAAUAAACAUUUUACUAAAGACGAAAAUCUGUCAAGUACCGUUAUAGAUCAAACGUGCAAGGAAACGCAGUUCCAUGGACUCAGUGAUAUCAUAGCUGAAUUCACAACUAGGAAGAACAUAAGACAUACACACAGAAUCACCACUGAAAAUAAAAAUCCGAUACAGUAUCACAAUCCAAGACACGACACCGAAAGUUUCGAGAAAGAGAAACGAAUACAAGAAUUGGAAAAAUUGCUCAAAAACACAGUUUACAUUUGCGAAACUGGACUUAGUCCAAGUAGAGAAAAAGAUAUCAAAAUCACCAAAACCCUAAUAAGUAAUAUCGGUAAAUUUUCAAGUAGGUUUGACGAUAAAACUGAUGAAACAGCGAAUGAUACGUCAAAUUCGUCUUCGGAACUGCCUGGAAUUCAAAAAACCAUAAAUAAACUGAUCAGCGAAACUUCCAUACCUCCUGAUGUGGCGAAAGAAUUUUUUAAUGCAUAUUUAGAUGUGCUUAGACAUGAUAGCAGCAGAAGUGGAACAAACACCAGCACGCAAUCUAGUGACAACGUUGAUGAUACAAAACGGCCUAUUUGUGAGGUUCGAACUGAAACCAUUGUCAAGAAAAUUUCAAAAAGUGUAACAACUCUUAAACCAGCAGAUGUAGAAGAUCCUAAAGUUGAAAAAUCUGUUGAUCCUGGUCAGAUGUAUUUAAAAGAUGUUUUAGAUAAAAUAACGACAAUAUUUUCUAAAGUUAAAAAGAGUGAUGACAAACCUUUGUUUAGUUCGGUAAAAGAGGAACUUAAAAAAGAAAAUAAAAUCGAUGUAAAAGAUGAAUUAGCGAGGUUAAUAAAAGAUAAUGGUAAGGAAAUAAUAUGUGAAAAAGUGGACGAAAAUUCAUUAGUUAUCGAUCUUUCUAAAUACAAUCUAGAAAAUAUCACUAUGGCUGAUGAUCCUGCAACAAAGGGCACUAUGUCUAUUAAUAUAAAGUUAAAAGAGAAAUUCGACAAGCCGAAAGCAAAACGUGCCCAUUUAAGUCUAAAAUUCUCGAACGACUCCAAGCCUCAAAUUAAAACGAACAACUGGUUUCCAUGUAAAACCCCUAGUUAUACAUCUGAUGAUAUUUUCAAUAGAUUUACUGUGGGGAAUACUAAACCAUUCGAUUGCAGUAAAGAGAUUGUUGAUUUGAAACCAUAUAUUAGCACGAGUGACGGAACUUCAAAAGCAUUCAAAUUCAUGAAUGACAGUGAAGAUUCUCUUAACAUAUCCUUUAAUCAUAAUAUCUUCCAAGAUAGAGAAUCUUUUGAAAAUGAUAUGAAGCCUUGCUUUAUAAUGUCUACUAUGAAAAAGAAUAAAGUUACAAAAUUUCAGAGUAAAAAGAAAGUAAGGUUGAAAGAUGGUAUCGCCCUAGAUUCUAAAACAGACAUACCUUUAACCCCAAGCGAACAUAACGAAGAAGUAAAAGUAUUCGAGAAACCCACGCCCAGAAUCAUUGAUGAAAAAUUUAUAUUAUUGUUAUUGGAAAAUUUAACACUUUUGUCUAAAGGUGUGCCUAGUAUACACAAGGAAAUAAGUAAUCUAUUUGCGAAGUUAAAGAAAAAGUGUGAGAAAAUUGUCAAAACCAGUCCAAAUGUACAAGGUUUGAGUCUAUUGGGAAAGAUUUACAAUGAAACAAUAAAAUUAAAUGAUCAUGAGACUCAAUUCGAAGACGAUGGAAAUACAGUGAAUAAAACAAAUUUAAAACAAACACUUAAUAUCGGAGUUAAUACUAAAACGGAUGAUAAAGUCGUCACAAACAAAUCGAUUACUACGUUACACCUAACAAAAGAAGUAGCUAACAAUUACGUUCAAACUGAAGAAGUAAAUAAAACGAACAAAUCAUCCACUAGAAUUGACUACUUAGUUGCAAAUGUAGCUCAAAAUAAGAACAUUACAGAGACAAAAGAGAGUGCAACAUCAAAUCAUAAUUGGAGAGGAACGCACGAGCGAGCAGUCACCACAAUUGUAAAGUCCAUUCCGAAUACUGACAAUGAAACCUACCAUAACACAGCAAGACCUAUAAAUAUUGAUACAGAUAUGCUAAAAAGAAGAAAGUACGUUCCGAAACCACCUGAAGAAAUAAUAAAGGAGAUAUCAAUAUUAUCUCCUUCUCUUAAAGUGUCGAAACAGUCGCAAACAGAGAGAAUGAUGGUGGUUUUGAGAGAUAGAGAUGUCGAUAUGAAGGUUUAUCAGAUGCUACUAUGUCAGAACGGGCCAACUAGACGUAGUUCGUUGACGGACUCCAAUGCAGAAGUCAGCUGGAGUGCCGAGCUUAAGACUCUGUACAGAUGCACCAGUGAUCCUUAUUGUUCCGGGCUGAUAAGCCCCACGUCGCCGCCUAUCCGGGGCCCGCAGUUCGUCUCUGGCACGCCAGGCGGACGACUUGCCAGCUGGAUUAUAGAGUCCGGCGGUCCCCUGGAGAAUGCGUCGCGCGAGCUGGGCCAGGCGCAGCUGUCGAUCCAGCAGUUGCAGCGGUUGCUUGAUGCGCUGGAGUUGCAGCAGCAAGUGCACCAUGACACUGACGUGUCGCUGGAGGGCGCGUCGCCGAACGUGAAGAAGGACCGGCGCAAGUUCGGGCUGCGCAAGAAGAAGUCCAACAGCAAGUGCGCGUCCGUGGAGCUCGCGCCGCCGCACGUCGACCCGUCCAGCUCGCACAUGGCCCUGUCGGCCCUCACAGCGCCGCCGUCGCCGGGCGGAGGCGCGUCCUCCGUGCCCAACUCGGCCGCCUCGCUGCCCAUCGCAUGUGCGGCGGCUCGCCCCCAGUCGUUGCCCGGCGCGGAGGCCCUGGGCCCCACCGCCGGCCCUGCUUCCAUCUCGAGCCUGACCCCCGACCACCAGCUCAGAGAAGACUUCACUGUACUCGCGAAAGAUUUGCUGGCCAGUUUGAAAAGCAUUGUUGCGACUUUGGUGUGCGAGCGAGGCCGACUCCGCGCGGCGAUGGAGGCGGCGGACUCGACCGGCACGCCCGGCGGAUCCGUCAUGGCCGCCCUGAGGACGAACCUCACGUCCGCUUUACAGCAGAAUUCUGAGCUGCGGGCGCGCCUGUCGCGCAUCCACCUCGCCUCCGACCUCGCCGACGUGGCCGCGCUCGCGCUCGCGCCCGGCGCCGACGCGCAGGCGAGGCAGUUCCAACAGUCGCUCAGCUACAGCUCGUCGUGCGUGUCCGCCUCGGAGUUCUUCGACGCGGAGCAGCACGAGGACGACAUUAAGCGAGACGAGGUCAUCGCCGCUGACGAGGCCGGCGUGAUCGAGCUGGACGGCGACUCGUCGUCGGAGGCGGGCUCCCUCAGCAGCGAGGAGGGCUCGGCCAGCUCCGAUAACUCCGACGUGUUAUCGGCAGAACAAGAAACCCUACGUCUCAACGCGAACGGCACGGACUCCCGCGCGGGGGGCGGGUGGUCGCGUCGCACACGCCUGCCCUCCGUCCGGCCCACGCCGGGAGGUCCCAGUCUCUGGAACUUGCUGUACAAGAACAUCGGCAAGGACCUGUCGCAGAUAUCUAUGCCGGUCACCAUCAACGAGCCGUUGAACAUGCUGCAGCGGCUGUGCGAGGAGCUGGAGUACUCGUCGCUGCUGGACGCGGCGGCGGCGUGCGGCGGCGCGGCGGAGCGCAUGGCGCUAGUGGCGGCGUUCGCGGUGAGCGCGUACGCCGCCGCCGCGCACCGCGCCGCCUCCAAGCCCUUCAACCCGCUGCUCGCCGAGACCUACGAGUGCGUGCGCGACGACAGGAACUUCCGCUUCCUCGCCGAGCAGGUAUCUCACCACCCCCCAAUCUCGGCGUGUCACGCUGAGUCUUCGCGCUGGUGCUUCUGGCAGGAGGCGCGCAUCAAGACCAAGUUCUGGGGCAAGUCCAUGGAGUUCCAGCCGACGGGCAGAGUACACGUGCGGCUCACGACCACCGGAGAUCAUUACAGCUGGAAUAAGGUGACGACAUGCGUGCACAACCUGUUCGGAGGUCAGCGCUGGGUGGAUCAGUAUGGGGACAUGCACAUCGUGUGCCACGGCACCGAUAUCACGUGCAAGCUCAACUUUAUCAAGGCAAGCUCAUGGUCGAGCAGCCGGCACGAGGUGCGCGGGUUCGUCACGGAGGGCAGCACCGGGAAUCGACUGCGCAUUACGGGACGCUGGUCCGAGGCGCUGUACGCUGGAGACCCGCCUGCUGCCAGGUGUUUGUGGAGGCCAGGCGCGAUGCCGCCCGAACACGAGUUGUACUACGGGUUCACGCGGUUCGCGAUGGAGCUCAACGAGAUGGAGCCCGGCAUGAGGGAGGUGCUGCCCCACACCGAUACCAGGCUCAGGCCGGACCAGCGCGCCCUGGAGGAGGGCGACGUGGAGGCGGCCGAGCAGCUGAAGCACGAGCUGGAGCAGGCGCAGCGCGAGAGGCGACGCGACUCGCCCGACCACACGCCCGCCUGGUUCCGUAAAUCGAUGGAGGGUGGCGAGGAGACGUGGGUGUUCACGGGCGAGUACUGGCGCGCGCGCGACAGCGGGUUCCCGCACCUCGCCGCGCCGCGCAUCUGGUGACCGCGCCUGCUGCUGCACCGUAUACCGCAGUACGAGGUUCUCUGCUAGUUGGUUGUGUCGCUUACAGCUUAUUAUAUAGCUUUACAAUAAACUAACAGCCGCCGGGCCGUCGCGUCGGACGUUCACAAAUUAUUUAUUAACUCUGGCAAGGAUAUGUAGUGUGGCAACACUGAGAGUAACGGUUCUAUUAAUGCAAUCUUUUUUUGGGUUCUUGUGUUUUUUUUUUUAUUUAUUUAAUGUACUUAAACGGUUCAGGUCUGAAAUUGACCUGAUCGGUUAAAAAAAUAACGAAAAAAACACUUAUUGUUAUCAAAGUAUUUCAAACUAUGUUUUUUUUUAUGAAAACUUUUUUGCGUGGCUGUGAACGUUUUCCAUACUUUUUUGUUUUGUUUUUUUUUUAUAUUUGGUACUUGAUACGUCUUUUUUGUUGAUAUGUGAAAAUUACUUUACGUAAUUUUAUUUUUGGCCGAAAUUUAAAUCCAUAUUUUAACAUAUUUAUUACUUUGAAAGUCGUGUCUUAAAUGAAAUGUAUAAAUAUAUGACAACGCCCUACAUAAUAUAGAUCGAUUACCGAAAGCUGGCUCGUACAACACAUUUACAAGCUGUGCAUGUGUCGAAAUGAACUUAUCGGUUGCCAUGACGACGCAUCACUCACACAUCAACAAAAACAUAUAGCGUGACAUUUUGUUGACAUAUAUCCUUGUCCCUUCAAUUAUAAUGUUUCAAAAUUAUUAAUUUUUUUUUGCCUAUUUAAUCGCGGUUUUUAUAUCAUAAUUUUCUCUCGAAGACUGCAGCCUGCAUGGUAACGAGGUCAUAUAUGUUUUUUUUAAAUGUUAAUUUGUAUCAGUGUGAGUAUUCUGUACGAGCCAGCUUAGAGUUAUCGACCUAUAAUACUAAGUCAUAUAUCGACAAAGUCUUAUUGGGAUUUUUUUAAUGGCAUUUUUUCAUAUUUAAUUCUGGGGUAACCGAGUUUUGAAUAAGCGCUAAGAAAGCGCGGGGAAGUUCUAUUCAAUAUAUUAAAGGAGAUAAAUUCGGCAACUCGUGUACUGCCCAAAGAAUAAUGUCAAAAUUGGAUUCCCAUAUAAUAUUGAAUCGGGGUGAUUUGAGAUAGGCAAAUUGUAGUUUAUAUCUACAAAAUUUUUAUGUGUUCGGUCAGAAUUGUGUAAGCUUUUUGGGCAUAUUAUUUAUUUGUUUUUUUUUUAUUUUUUAAUUUAUUGUGAAGCAAAAUCAUGAAAUCUUUUAUUGUUUUAAAUGGCGAUACUAAUAAAUGUAAUACCGAUACUAACAUAUUGGUCAGUCGUUUCAAUAGACUCGGAUUAAACAGUGCGAUAUUGUGUUCGAUUCCCGUAUUGUAUGUUGUAAUGCGUGUAAUGUCGAAUUUCCAUAAAUCUUGUCAAUUAUCUGUGUGUACGAGUGAAAACUCUUCAAAUUCUCAUACGGGUAUGAUUGUAAAAGACAUUUCUACGUGGUGCCCAACCACUAUUGAUAUGAGUAUCGCAGCCAAAACGAUUUUUAAAUCGAUUAUGUAUAAAUCGAUUGAAAAAAAAAACGGAAUGUUUUAAGCUACGUUUUUAAGAUUUUACCUUGUUUAUAGAGAAAUCGAGGGAAUAUUGUCACAAAUUAGAAUAAUUUAUACCGAUGUUACGAUUCUCAUGUAACUCUCAGAAUGGUUUUUGUUUUACCGGAUUUUAAAUAUCGCUUAAAUUUUUUUAAUAAACAUCGUAAUAGUACUAUUAUUGGACCAGUUUAUUUUUAUUACAACACGCUAUCGACCGAGAUGAAGUCUGUCACGAGUCACAUAACAGCUAUUUUUUUUUCGCUAUUUAGUAGUUACAGAAAACAAAGGCGAUUAAAGUGAAUUAAAAUAAAAUUACAUAAGAGAUUUUUUCGCAAUAAUUUGUUUAAAUUUUCUUCCUACAUUAAUAACAUGCAACCGACAUGGUCACGGGGUAGACUAAAAAUCAGUUAUGUAUUAAUGCCAAACAUUCAAGUAAAUAUAAGAAAUCAUAAAGUAAAUUGACAAUUAGCUGGUUCCAAAAAUUGCAGGCUACAGAUAGCACGUACUGUGAUUGACUUCAGACCGGUCGAGUUAUGGCCGAUAAACAAUCUCGAUCGCUAUCUCCAGAUUAGUCAAAAGAUAACCCAAUCAAAACUAUUAUGGGAAUGUUGCAAUUAACUUUCUGAUUGAUCCAUUUCCACAAUCCGGAAAUAUCGAUCAAGAUUCUUUAUCCGUCGUUUAACUAUCCGUAUUUUACUUCAUAUAUUACAUUAUUUAAGAGCGAGUAUGAAGACGGUUAAUGGGCUGUUAUGAAUUAGUGUUAAGAAUUCAAUUGUUCGCUUUGUAACGCAAAUCUUAUCUCGGAUAUGCUUGGCGUAGGCGUGGCUAGGAAUCGGGCUAAAUCUAGAUUCUAGACUAAAUUCAGUUAAAAAAAUAGAGAAAGAAAGAACUAAAAUACGUUUAUUACGCUCUCACACUAAACAUAAAUCAUACCUGGAGUAAUUUAAAAUAAAAGAAAAAAAACGAUAAGACACUAAAGCCUAUACUAAUUACUGUACUAAAUAUCGAUACGGACUUAGUUCAGUCUCGACUAUAUAGAUGGCUCCUGAGUAAACUAUCGUGUCUGAAAAAAUAUCGAUAUUCACCAUUUUAACGUUUCUCUAUCUAGGUACUACAAAACCCAUUAAAAAAAUUAGUAAAUGAUUUUUAAUGAAGCUUUUUUUCGUUUAUUAACUUUUGAUUUAAAUGGGUUUGGUAAUAAAAAGUACAUAGAUAACGAAACGCUUAAAAGUAAAUAUCGCUACUUUUGCAAAUACGAUAGUUUACUUAGGAGUCAUCGAUAUGGAAACUAACUACGUCAACAACCAGAUUCAGUGGAGCAAUUGAAACCUCUAGGCUUAAUUUAAUUUAUAUUGACCUGGCUUAGUUGUGGAUCCAAAUAGUCUUACUUAUAAACUUGUUUUAGCGUUAAGAGAUGGUUAAGAAUUGCUUAAAUAGCUGUCAAAAACAUCACCGGUUUCCUAGUUUAAACCUUAUUAAGAGGCAAGACAGCGGGUUUUGAUUUACAGCUGAUCGAGUAUAUUUGUGUUUUAACUAAACAUAACUUUGCAUUUUUUUUUUUAAAUAAUACUGUAAAGUUAAUGUUUUAUUAAAUCAAGAAAAGGUUUUUUGAGAAAUUUAAGCUAAAUUUUCGAGGGUAAUUUCUAAAGGCUAAUAAAAUUAUGAUACCUAAGUCUUGGUAUUAAUUCAACUAGAAUCUAGCCUUUCGAAUGUCCUAGCCAAGCCUAUGGUGCUUAACUAUUGUAAAAUACGUUUUCUACAUAAAUAAUAUUAAUCGAUGUUGUUGUUAGUUAACCACGUAGGCGUGUAUGUUUGUAUAUAAUGAUUUUGUAUUUAAUAGUACGCUUUGUGGUAUAUUAUAAUGGUCAAUGGAAAAUGUAUACCGACAAUAUUUCCUGUUACAAUGUGGGUAACCAGAUUUAGCUACCAAGAUGGCGCUAAGAUAUAGUGACUAAAUUCAUGUUUUAAUAAAUUAAUAGUAAUGACACAUGUACGAACGAAAUCACAGAUAAAAUUUCAAACAGGCCGUCACAUUUGUGUCGACUGGCGUCGGGUAAUCAUCCCUCGUCAGUCGACGCUGGACCCCACUCCGCUUACCAUCAGGUGCAGUGGAGUUACUUUACCCAUAUAAAAUAGUGUAAAGUCCACAAUCUUUUCAGGCGACAUCUGAUUAGGUUAAAAUAAUUUGCCUCUAUUCCUAAAGUAAACAAAUUUUAUACCACAAAAGCGUUUUAUUCGUUCACAAUUAAACUGGUGAUUAUUAUUGGCAAAUGUAUACUAAUAUGGACUUUAAUAUUCUUGGACCAAUAGACAAAACUAACUGUCGUCUCCAAUAAAUGAUCCGAUUUUUUUUAUCGAUCGCAAAAAUAGACCAAUCAGAACGAAGGUUUUUUAUAUACUUAGAAAUAAAUAAUUUUGAUUGGCUUAUUCUUGGGAUUGAAUAGAAUACGAUCAGGAUCGUGUAUAGGAAGUCAUAAGCAAUAUGUUUUUAACAUUAACCAUUCCUCCCCCCCAUCUCUCUCCGGCCCCUCCACCUUGGCUGGAGCUGGACAGGCGUUGUUGGUUUAUGAUCAUCAGUUUGGUUGUGAAUGGCUUCCUAUGUAUAUUUUGGUGUAAGGUACGAGUAUUUGGUUGUUUUUUUUUUUGUUCACAACGCACUGUCUCAUCGUAUUGUUGUUCAUUCAAUUGUAAAAAUUAUCGGAUAUCUCGUGUUGUUUGUUGGUAUUUUAAUUUUGAGUUAUUAAUAAAAAAAAGUGUUUGUUUAUGAUAUCGGAAUAGGGGACCGGACAAAUUUUCAGAAGGUGUUUUAAAUUGAUCAUUGUGGAUAUAAAUAGCCAAGAAAAAUAGUAUUUUG